CUUAAAUCCGAUCGACAGCUCCUGCUGGCAUCCCACUCGCGUUGUUUCCACCCACCUUCACGCGCACUCCCAACCACUAAUAGAGCCCAUCAUCACCACACGCGCAUGCGCACGCAGAGGGAUAGAUCAACCAACUUCCCUUCUUGCGACCCAGCAAUUGCAAGUGUUCUUCCUUCUCGUUUUCGGUUCAAAGACUGCAUCUUUUGAGGGUUCUUGUUUGGGGAGCAGCCGGAUUUAUUUCAGGAGGUUUCGAUUUGCGGUGCUGCCAUUGGCCGUUCGAUUUUGCGUGUCGGUGACGUGCACCUAACCUGGAGAUGUCAUUCCGGAGUAUGGUUCGUGAUUUAAGAGAAAGCUUUGGGAAUAUAUCAAGGCGGAACUUUGAGGUGAGAAUUCAUCACAGAGGGAAGUCUCUUGGAUCUUCAAGUGACCUGCAAGACAGGCCUGUGGUAAUUCAGCAAAGCAGAUGGGCUAGCCUACCUCCUGAGUUACUCCGCGAUGUGAUGAAAAGGUUGGAGGAAGAUGAGAGUAGCUGGCCAUCCCGCAAGGAUGUUGUUUCUUGUGCCUCUGUUUGUACAACAUGGAGGGAUAUGUGUAAAGAUAUAGUGAGAAGUCCAGAAAUUUGUGCGAAGCUCACAUUUCCAGUAUCUCUUAAGCAGCCUGGACCCCGGGAUGGAGUAAUCCAAUGUUUCAUAAAAAGGGACAAAUCAAAACUAACGUACCGUCUCUACUUGUGCCUUAGCUCUGCUGUGCUUGAUGAGAACGGGAAGUUCCUACUCGCUGCCAAAAGGAGCCGGAGGACGACGCACACGGACUAUGCCAUUUCUAUGGAUUCAAAAAAUUUCUCUCGAUCGAGUACUGGCUACAUUGGGAAGCUGAGGUCAAAUUUCCUUGGAACCAAAUUUAUCAUUUACGACACGCAGCCUCCAUACAACGCUGGGAGACUUUGCUCUCAGGAACGGGCCCCCAGCCGUCGGUUCUCUUCCAGGAAAGUCUCACCGAAAGUUCCAAUCGGUAGCUACCCCAUUGCACAGGUGAACUAUGAGCUGAAUGUGCUCGGCACCCGGGGGCCAAGGCGGAUGCAGUGCACUAUGCAAUCCAUCCCAGAAUCAGCAGUAGAGCCUGGCGGUGUUGUGCCUGGGCAACCGAAAGAGCUCCUCCCGAGGUUAUUCGACGAGUCCUUCCGCAGCACAGCAACUUCUCUCUCCAAGUACUCCAUCGCAGAUAGCUCCAUGGACUUGAGCAGUUGUCGGUACUCGGAGUUUGGCGGAGGAAAUCAGCAAGGCGACGACAACGAUGCAGACAAGGAGAGGCCCCUGGUUCUGCGCAACAAGGCGCCGAGGUGGCACGAGCAGCUGCAAUGCUGGUGCCUCAACUUCCGUGGGCGUGUGACGGUGGCAUCAGUCAAGAACUUCCAGCUGAUAGCUUGUGUGGCACAGGCAGCCGCAGCAAGGGCUUCGGCACCUCCUGGACAGACGCAGCCCCAGGCGUCGUCAAGCCACGACACGGUGAUCUUGCAAUUCGGCAAAGUUGCAAGGGAUAUGUUCACCAUGGACUACCGGUACCCGCUGUCGGCCUUCCAGGCCUUCGCCAUAUGUUUGACCAGCUUUGACACGAAGCUGGCCUGUGAAUAGAUGAAUAGACGGGGUUAGCAUAGCAGCGAUUAGAGCAGGUAGAUGUCUGGAUGUGAUAAGCAGGGCGUUCAAGUCUGAGCACAGGUAGUAGCUGUUGAUUCAAGUCUUGUUUUGUGAGGUGUGCUUCUGAAACCUGAAAAUGAAAUGGCUUUAAAGUCCAAAUGGGAAGCGAUCAACAUGAGAAGAAGUGUUAGAGUUGUAAUGGUAAGCUUGUUGACCUUUUCAUUUGGUGCUGCCUGCUGGGUAUGCAGUGUCGCGAGAUCGAUUGCGCUGAAAAGUCAGGAAAUCCGGUUGGGGUUUCUGCUAGUAGUAGAUGAAGAUUGGUAGGGGUUUUCGUCAUCAUGAUGUAGACUAGUGCUGGUCCAUACCAUUAAUAACAACUUGAUACAGCGACUGAUGCUGAUGCUGA
Messenger RNA from Setaria italica (foxtail millet), 2040 nucleotides. RefSeq names its product tubby-like F-box protein 7. NCBI's taxonomy places the organism in Eukaryota, Viridiplantae, Streptophyta, Magnoliopsida, Poales, Poaceae. The coding region runs from base 315 to 1631 and encodes 438 amino acids. The record is from RefSeq and is a predicted model, not a curated record. Gene Ontology annotation, molecular function: protein binding. The transcript has 5 exons.